Neoarthrinium moseri is the source of this 246-nucleotide messenger RNA. RefSeq lists its product as uncharacterized. The coding region runs from base 1 to 246 and encodes 81 amino acids. Lineage: Eukaryota; Fungi; Ascomycota; Sordariomycetes; Amphisphaeriales; Apiosporaceae. The record is from RefSeq and is a predicted model, not a curated record. The transcript is spliced from 2 exons.
AUGCCGUCUUCAGACUCCCUGCAGCCCCCCUUGAGCCCCGCUGAGCGCGAAAUCAGCAAGUCGUACGGAGGUUGGACCGGCUUCAUGCAGUCCAUGGGUCUCAAGCCGUGGAACGACGACGAUGCCGCUGAGGGCAAGGCCAUCAUUGCCGCCUUCGCCAGCGACCAUGCUCAAUCGGCCCCGGCCAGCAGUGCUACCCAGGGUAACCAGACCAGCAGCGGAGGCUCCGCUGGGAAGAAGCAGUAG